Messenger RNA from Fundulus heteroclitus (mummichog), 3378 nucleotides. It is a transcript of the gene entrep2, whose product is annotated as family with sequence similarity 189 member A1. The coding region runs from base 287 to 2752 and encodes 821 amino acids. Gene Ontology annotation, cellular component: membrane. The record is from RefSeq and is a predicted model, not a curated record. The transcript has 12 exons. NCBI's taxonomy places the organism in Eukaryota, Metazoa, Chordata, Actinopteri, Cyprinodontiformes, Fundulidae.
UGUGUGUGUGUGUGUGUGAUGCCUCAUCCAGUCCACCUUUUUCCUCCUCUCCGCCGCAGCGCAGCUUCUGUUCGGAGCGACACCGAGCAUCUUUAAUUGAUGGGGAUCAUGCACGGUGGGCUCUGACCACGUCGUCCACCAGCUCAGCCCAAGCUGCGACACGACGCUUGCCGCUCUGAUUGGAUGCUAUUGUCUCCAUUCUCCUCGAUUACGGUGCGCCUUACCCGAUUCUUGGACCCCCCCCCUCUCGCCCCCGCCCCCCGCCUUUCCUGCUUUUUUGGAAACAAUGCCGGUGAACGCGCUGCCCCGAGGCGGCAGCAGCGGCAUCAGCGGCCCGGGAUCCCUGAGCCCCGCGUCGUUGUCCCGCAGCCUGUCCCGGCUGAGGGAGUACCGCACACGGACGAGGAUCAUGCUGGCCCUGGGAGUCUCUCAGAUGGUCCUGGGGAGUCUCAUCCUGGCGGUCAGCUUCGCGGCUCUGGCGCUCACCACAUCGCCCAGAGUGCGGCACUCAUGUCCCUUCUGGGCAGGCUUUUCUGUUCUGCUCUCUGGACUCAUUGGAGUGGUGUCAUGGAAGAGGCCGCUGUCUCUUGUGAUCACAUUCUUCAUGCUGCUGUCUGCAGUGUGUGUAAUGCUCAACCUGGCGGGCUCCAUUCUCUCCUGCCAGAACGCUCAGCUCGUUAACUCCCUGGAGGAGUGUAAGCUGUGCGGAUGUGUGGUCAACCCUCCUCCCCCCCAGGUACCAUUUGACAACGACGGAGUGUGUGUCUGCUGCGAGCAACAAAAGCCGAGCACCGGCUGCAACAACCAGGUAGAGACGCUGAAACUGAACCCGCUGCGGGACUGCAACACCAUCCGCCUUCGUCUCAAGGAGCUGCUGUUCAGCGUCUGUGCCCUUAAUGUCAUCUCCACCAUUGUGUGCGCUCUUGCCACCGCGAUGUGCUGCAUGCAGAUGGUGUCAACUGAUGUACUGCAGAUGUUCAUGCCGCACAGAGCUCGAGCCUUAAAUGCUGAGUGUAUGACCCCUCAUGGUACCAUCCUACAUCAGACCCUGGACUUUGACGAGUUCAUUCCUCCCAUCCCUCCGCCACCGUACUACCCCCCCGAAUACACAUGCACUCCUUCAAUGGAUGGACAAAGAGGGCUGCAUCUGGACUUCCCACACUCCCCCUUCAGCGCCAUCUAUGGGGUGCCAAUAAACAGCCCGGGAACCCUUUAUCCAACUGACCUGCCCCCUCCGUACGAGUCUGUGGUGGGUCAGACUCCUGCCAGCCAGGUCACCACCAGUAACGAGCAGCAGGCCACCGAGUCCAGUCUGUGUGACAGAAACACCACAGCAGGAUUCAGCACGCAGGCCUCAGUUGACAGCGCGUCGCUGAUGGUGUCAGAGGUGGCUGACCCGGACCAGACCUGCUCCUCCGAGGACCUGUGCUCCCUGGAGGUCCAGGGCUCUGACUCGUCUCCGUUUGGCACGCUGCAGACUGCCCCCACCGAUGGCAGCUGCACCAGCCUUGAACUCUGCGCGCGCAUCUCCUCCCGCUGCCAUCGCGGCAUGCCUAACACCGACGCUCGCCCCAGUGACACAGGAUACAGCGAGUCCUCGCACACCCAGGACUCAAUGGAACGUUCCCCGGAUUGGUCCUCAGAAAACUUUAGCAACCUGGACCAGGAGGAUUCUACAGAAAACACACAUCCAUGUGAGGAGCUCAGGGCUGCAAUGCACAUGUGUGACGAGCUGGCCUCAGCCAAACAUUUACCAGAGGAGCCACCAAAAGCCCAGACACAUUCCCUAAUCAAAGCGAGAAUGAUGAGCAGGAAGCUCACCUUACCCGUAACUAUCCCCCCACCACCACAGCCUUGCUCCCCAACCUCAGUGGCCUCCUCUGGUGGAACUUCUGCCAUGAGCCCUUUGGCUCCCUCUCCUUCCCCCUCUCCUCCCAUCAGACCACGAGGCCCCAGGCUGUGUUUCAGUGUUUGGUCACCCUCCUCCUCUUCACAGCCCCCCUCUACCUCAGCCCAGAGUGGCCAGUCGCCCUCAGAGAGGCCUCGGGUCCACAGAACAGCCAGGAGGUACCGCAAACUGGCACGCAUCGUCCGCUCCACCAGUGACCCCAUCUCCUGCUCCACCACGACAGGAAGACAAAACUGUGGCUGCACCACUGGAAGUAACCCAGCUGCUGCAGGUUCAGCUCGUACUUCUCCAGAGCAGGAGCCGAGAGAUGUUUCGGCAGAAGUAGCCGGAGCGAAGCCUGGUCUCGUAGCUGUCGCAAAGCAGCAGCAGCAGCAGCAGCAAAAGGAGGGCAGGAAAGUUGACAUCCACCUUAAACCCCGAGCCCUUCACACGCACCUCUCCCAUGAGCGUCCACACUCGCUGGCUGACCUUAAGAUGUACAAAGACACAAAAAUAUUAGUGGCCAAAUUCCUGGAGCACUCCAGCAGCAGUAGUCUACCUCCAGAAGUCCAGCAGGUUGUCAACAACAUCAAGUGUGUGAUCAAAUCGGAUGAGAAACACAUGGAGGAGGCCAUCUUCAGUGCCAAUGUCAUCGAUCAGGUGAUGACCCAGCGCAUCAUCAGCAGUCCCAGGAAACGGGACCACGAGGACAUCCAUCUCCAGAGCUGCGGUGCUUUGAGUUCCUCCCCGUCCCCGUCUAUGUGCCGUUCGAAACAUCACCCACAGAAAACCAGCUCCACAAGCAACUCACAGGGCUCCCCUUCCUCUGAUCAAAGCCUCGAGUGCAGAGAAACCAUUCUCUGACCACUCGGGUCAAGACUCUGAUGGCAUUCCGGUGCGCCGACGUUGCUGCCCUGUGCAGCGGAUGUCUGCAGAGUGAUUAAAACCUUUCCAGACGUUAUGGGAUCAUUGUUUGCUCAGUGUGGCUGCAGUACAAAGCAUCUGAAAUGCUCCCACACUGCCAGUAGUGCCCUGUGAGACAGUGCCAAGUCAUCAGCAGAAAUGGUAGCAAACUCGGUCAGAGCCUGCGAGUGUCUGUAGUGGCUUCUUUUUCUCGUUCGAAACAAACAAAAGAAUGUUUUUUCUCCCUCAGGGGACCUUUUCUACUGAAUUGCAUCUCCUUAUAAAAAGAAAACUACAAACUCAGCUGGUUAAGCCUGGAUCCACGGCGUAGACGCAGAGAAAUCUCUGUUGUCUGUAUUCCUUUUGUCCUCAUGAAAAACAAAGAUGAAUAUGUUUGUAUUAAACUGUAACCUGAACCGAUGGGAUGGGCACCGCUGGCCAUUGUUUGCUGACUUGUGGAAGUGUUCCUGAUAAGGUGGUGAAUAUUUUGUGGUUCAAAAACAUCACAAAUGUGGAUUAUUUAACUUACCUCAUUGUGUUGGAAUUCUUAUCAGUGUUACAAUAAAAUAUACAUUUUUUAAUUUUGA